CCACAUCCCUGGAGUGUUCUGGUCCCCUUAAGGGCCCCUGGCCAGCACUGGCCCCAUGCCCUGAGCCUGACAGGCAUCCCCAGCUGCUGAACCAUGGAGGAGACGGUGCCCUCGGUGGAAACCUACGAGGCGGCCAUGGUGCUGAGCGGGGUGGGGGAUGCACUGGGGUACCGGGCAGGCCGCUGGGAAUACUGCACCUCAGGCCUCCAGAUCCACGCCGAGCUGGCCGAGCUGGGCGGGCUGGCAGCCAUCACCCUCGAGCCCCCCGAGUGGCCCGUCAGCGAUGACACCGUCCUGCACCUUGCCACCGCCGAGGGCCUGGCCACAGGCCUGGAGGGGGAAGCCCUCCUGCAGGAGCUGGCCCGCCGCUAUGUGGCUGCCAUGGGGGACAUGGAGGGACGCAAACCCGGACCCAGCAGCAUCCUAGGCACCUCGCAGCUGCGGCCAGGGGAGCCCGAGGGCUAUCGCAUCCCCUUCAACCCCCGCGGCACCGGCUGCGGGGCCGCCAUGCGCAGCCUGGCCAUCGGCCUCAGGUACCCACAUGCCUGGGAGCUGCCGACUCUGAUCCGGGUGAGCAUCGAGAGCGGGCGCAUGACCCACCACCACCCCACUGGGUACCUUGGAGCACUGGCGGUGGCCCUCUUUGGGGCACUGGGGAGUCGGGGGGAGCCCCCAGAGCGCUGGGGGGCUGAGCUGCUGCGGGUCCUGCCCCUGGCAUGGGACUACGUGGAGGGCACCGGGGUGGCCGUGGAGGACAAUGCUGCUGCCUGGCCAUUCUUUGGGGAGGCGUGGCACCGGUACCUGGACUCCCGUGGGCUUCUGGAGGGCCGUGGCCCACCACGGGUGCCAUCCCUCCCAUCCCCAGCCGAGCGGGACACGGAGUACCUAGGCUGGGCAUUGGAAGGCUGGCCAGGCCGUAGUGGCCAUGACGCGCCCAUGGUGGCCCUGGAGGCCCUGCUGGCAGCUGGUGGGUGCUGGGAAGAGCUGUGUGCCAGGGCAGUGCUGCACGGCGGGGACAGCGAUUCCACGGGGACCAUUGCUGCUGGGUGCUGGGGGCUGCGGGGCGGGCUGGCAUCCAUCCCCCCGGGGCUGCACUGCCGCCUCGAGCACCGCGGGCGGCUGUGCCAUGCUGCCCGCCAGCUGCACGCGCUGGCCUGGGGGGGACGGUGAGUGCCCCUCCAUCCCUGGUAUCACCCGCUGUCCCUCUCCAAGGGAAGCUCCUGUGGCUUGCCCAGGGCACAGCGAGGACCAGCGUGGGGUCACAGCGGGGCUGGGGAGUUAACGGGCCUGGGAGACCCUUGGGUGAAGCAGGGCCUUCCAAAGUGUGCUGGGGUCCAAGGAAAGCCCACCACAGCUGUGUCCAGUUGGCCUUUUAGUCCUCCCCAGGUAGAGACCCCAAAACCCGCCCAAGGAGCCUCAGUCACCCUCACACUAAAGAACGUCUCCUCCCAAGCCA
Molecule: messenger RNA, 1456 nt
Organism: Corvus hawaiiensis (hawaiian crow)
Lineage: Eukaryota; Metazoa; Chordata; Aves; Passeriformes; Corvidae
Product: ADP-ribosylhydrolase ARH1-like
Exons: 7
Coding region: 94-1170 (358 amino acids)
Source: RefSeq, a predicted model, not a curated record